AUGGCGGAACCAAACGAUGUAAAAGCCAUCGAAAGUAUUUCAGCUGCAGUCGGAGAAUCGCAAAUUAAAAUUCUUCUCUCGAAUCAAUGCAUGAAGGCUCAAGCAUUUCUUGUGAAUAGGCUGACAAAGCAGUUUACCCGUCAGAAAGAAAUAUCACAAUUUAUUAGCAACGACAACCUGAAGCUGGAAGCUGAAAUAAAAAAUGCAGAACAAGAGAUAAAAAGCUUGAUGCUGGCUCAUGCAAGUAUUAAAACGGCAAAUGUAGAACUUAAAAAAGAGUGGCAUUUGGCCAAAGAAAGAACUCAGGAAACUGCGGAGCGCAUACAGGUUGGAGAAAAAAAAUACGACGAGCUUUGGGAACAAUGCAAAAGCAGAUACGAAAGUAUCAGCUUUGUGCAAAACUGGCAGCAAGCUUCUAAAAAGAAAGAAGCUUUAGAAGAAAAUAUUAAUGUCCUUGAAAAAGAAACUAAAGUACUUCUUGAUGAAAUUAGAAACAAAGAAAAUAUAAUAUCGGAAUUAACCAAGAAGCGAAUCAUAGAAUUAGCUGAAUACUUUGUACACGAAAAACCGAAAGUAGAACAGGAUAUAUUAAAUUUAUCAAAAGAAAUUAAAGAACUAAAUGCUCAAGUUGAGCAGCUGAUGAAGAGCCAAGAAACUCAAAAUGUCCAAAACAAAGAUAAAGCGGAAAAUGCCGAGGCUAAUCUUCGAGCACAAUCUCAGAAACUGAGCGACGUGAAAAUAGAUGAUGGUUGGCUAAAUUUGAAUAAGAAUGUAUUCAGCAGUGUGACUUUGAUGCCGAAGCUGCAACUUAUGAAUAUCGACUUGGACGUAAUGAGUGUUAAACUAGACCAGAUUAAAAAGAGCGAUUUCAUUACACCAAGUCCAGUAAAAGAAGUUGCAAUGAGUCAUCAAACAUUAGAAAUUGGAUCAAAAUCUCCUGAAAAAGCAUCGCGUGUUUCUUUAUAUUUUCAAAAUUCAUCAACCGGCGAUUCUGUUGAUAGAAAUAACAGUCACAAUUACUCCAAACGUAAAUUGAUAAACAUACUGGAAGAUAUAAAACUUGACAAAAGUGAUACUUAUAAUAUUGUAUCAAAGGUUAAUGUAAACAAUUUGCAAGGGGUUUCGGAAAUAACCGCUCAUCCAAAUAAGAAUAAAGAUAUUCAUACUGAAUCUCCGAAACGAAAGGUCCAAAGUCAACCCCAAGAAGCCGAAAUAGAAGAAAUCGAUCUGACUUCUUCAAACGUAGAACACAUUAUAUUGCCACCAACCGGGUUUAUAGAUCAACUUAGGAGUUCUCAAGAGAAGAAGAAAACGGUAUCCUUUGAUUUACCAUCUCAGCAAAAGUUAUCAUUGGAUUCCAAAAAGUGUAGCCAAAACCAAAAAGAAGUAAUCGACAUCGAAAACGAGGCAAACACAAUAAACAAUAGUCCUAUGAACGAAACCGCGGGCAGCGAAGAAAGCUUCACCAAAAUAAAAGACAUGAUUUUGAAGAAACACAACUUGGAUUUGUCCCCAACGUUUGUUUAUAGCAAGAACACAAUUACGCCUCAGAAACACGAGGAGGUUGUCAAAUCCAACUAUUUCAAACUGAGUUGUGAAGAAAUGCCUUCUAUUUCGGAAGUACAGUCCGGCACAGGGGGACCUCCAGCCGACGCAGAAAUGGAAUGCGAUGAGCCGGUGCAGGCUGAUGCAACAGAAAACGAAGUCGAGGCUAAUGAUGUAGAGAUGGAAGUUAGUGAAAACGUCAUCUCUAGUGCGAAGGCAAAUCGUGAGCAUAUCGCAAGGCCGGUAACUGGACUUCUAUUUAAUCAUGGCUCGGGCAUUCCUGACUCUCUCGAUGUUUCGAUCAGCACAACCGGCUUCGAAGAUGGCGAUACAGACUACCCUCAAUAUUCAAGUCUUCUUCUGUCUCCUAAGGCUGACUUACCAAUGCCUUCAACCAAUGAUAAAACUGAUGUGGUUAGUCAGGAUGUACCAAACUUUCUCUCUGGGUUGCGGAAAACCGGACUUUCCUUUUUCGGGAGUAUGGCUGGAACAAGUUCUAACACAGAAAAUAGCAGUGCGCCGUCUGGCAACAGUUUUAAUUUUGCAUUUGGGGGUGAUGAUAAGAAAAAGAGAGGUGGACUAUUUAAUAUGUUUAAUUAA
Leguminivora glycinivorella is the source of this 2145-nucleotide messenger RNA. RefSeq names its product myosin heavy chain, striated muscle-like. The transcript is spliced from 11 exons. The record is from RefSeq and is a predicted model, not a curated record. The coding region runs from base 1 to 2145 and encodes 714 amino acids. Lineage: Eukaryota; Metazoa; Arthropoda; Insecta; Lepidoptera; Tortricidae.